AUUAACAUUAAAUGGGUAAUACUUGUUGCACACAAGAAGUACUAAGUAAAAUUUAAAUAUAUAUUAUUAUAGAUAAUAAUGCUGAAAUAGAAUGUAAACCUGUAGAUCUCAAUCAUAAUUAUAAAUAAUUGACCACUUAAGAAACAAGUAAACUUUAUUCAUAUUUUUAAUUUAGAAAAGUCCACCUAUCUUAAACUUAGUCCAGAUCUCUUUAUUCAUAUGAAAAGAGAAGAUAUAUUUAGUCAAUAUUCUAUAGGUAAAGCUCUUGGAGAAGGUAUCAAUAAGUUAGAUUUUAUUAGGUGCUUAUGGAUAAGUCUCUUUAGUAACCAAUAAAAGAACUGGUAAUUAAUUAUUUUAUAUUCUCUUAGGAAUUGUUAGAGCCAUGAAGGCAAUCAAAAAAGAUUGUUUAUUCGAAGAAGAUGAAUCAAGAUUAUUUUAAGAGAUGCACAUCUUAAAAGAUCUUGAUCAUCCAAAUAUUGUUAAACUCUGUGAAUUAUUCUAAGACGAAAAGUGCUACUAUCUUAUAACUGAGUAUACAAUUUCCUUAUUUAUUAGAUAUCUUAAUGGAGGCGAAUUGUUCGAUCGAAUACAAAAAACUAAAAUAUUUAGUGAAAAAGAUGCAGCCAAUAUUAUGAGGCAAAUAUUAUCUGCUGUCGCUUAUUGUCAUUCUAAAUAAAUUGUACAUAGAGAUCUCAAACCAGAAAAUAUUAUCUUUACUUCUACUGAUGAAGACGCAUAAUUAAAAAUCAUUGACUUUGGAACAUCUAGAAGAUUUGAUCAUGAUAAAAAAAUGACUAAAAGGCUCGGAACUGUAAAUUAUCAAUAUAAUCAUAGCCUUAUUAUAUUGCUCCUGAAGUACUUAUGAAAAAAUACAAUGAAAAAUGUGAUGUCUGGUCAUGUGGUGUCAUUCUAUAUAUUCUUUUAGCUGGUUAUCCUCCUUUUUAUGGUAAAAAGGAUAUAGAUAUUUACCAAAAAAUAGUGAAAGCUAAUGUGCCAUUCUAUAGUAUGUCAUAAUUAUAUUAAACUUUUAGCUGAAGAAUGGACUAAGAUUAGUGAUUAAGCAAAAUCAUUAAUUUUAAGGAUGCUUUGUAAAGAUGUAGAUUAAAGAAUUAGUGCACAAGAUGCGUUAGCAGAUCCUUGGAUGAUAGAACAUAAUUAAACUAAUUUGGUUGAUCAACAGUUCUUAAAAAAUCUAUCAGAAUUCAGUGCUAAAAGUAAAUUAAAAUAAGCAUUACUUACUUUUAUGGCAUGUUAAAUGAUUUAGUAACAUGAAGUUGAGGAGUUAUAAAAAUUAUUUAAAGAAUUAGAUAUUAAUAGUGAUGGAACAGUAUCAAAGGAGGAACUUAAAAAAGCAUUUUAAGAUAAAAUUAUGAAUAAAGAUUACUUUGUUGAAUCAAUUGAAGAGAAAACUGAAAAUCUUAUUUAAUAAAUUGACAUAAAUUAAUCUGGUAAAAUAGAUUAUACAGAAUUUAUAAUUGCAUGUUUACAGUAAUAACGAUUAAUAACAUAAGAUAAAAUAAAAUAAACCUUUAAAAUAUUAGAUAUAGUAAUUAUUUUAUAUAUAUAAUUAAAUAGGAUGGAGAUAAUUUUAUAUCUAAAGGAGAAUUUUAAAGAGCAAUGGAAGGGGUAGAUGAUAUUAUAUGGAAUGAAUUUUUAGAAGAAUGUGAUGAGGAUAAAGAUGGUAAAAUUUCGGAAGCAGAAUUUAUUUAAAUAAUACUGAAAAAAAUAUGA
Molecule: messenger RNA, 1731 nt
Organism: Paramecium sonneborni
Lineage: Eukaryota; Ciliophora; Oligohymenophorea; Peniculida; Parameciidae
Source: the annotation of a GenBank genome assembly